This is a messenger RNA of Brassica oleracea var. oleracea, 1344 nucleotides long. RefSeq lists its product as uncharacterized. The transcript has 3 exons. NCBI's taxonomy places the organism in Eukaryota, Viridiplantae, Streptophyta, Magnoliopsida, Brassicales, Brassicaceae. Bases 1 to 1344 code for a protein of 447 amino acids. The record is from RefSeq and is a predicted model, not a curated record.
AUGGCUGCAUCAUUCUUCUUUCCGCGCCCGAUAACCACGACCGGCGAUCUUGAAGAUCUUUACAACACGUAUGGGGUUGAUCGCGCCGUCAAAUCGGAGCUGGCUUCUCCUUUAGAGACUCCUGAGACUGUUCGAGACGGAUACUGCAGAGCUUACCUAGCGUAUUUCCAAUCCUGCGGUCUCUCUUUUCCGAUCCCGGAGUCCGUGCUGGAAAUCUUUGCAGAGCUUGGGCUGUCGUUCACCCAAGCUUGUCCCAAUCUUCUAUGGCACCUCGUUGCGCUUCUGGUCAGGGCCAGAGAGGAGGGGAUUUCUUUUGGUCUCGAUGAGCUUCGUCAUCUCAUCUUGAUCAAGAAGAACAAGCAGAGUUCCGGGACUUUCCUUGCUUCGCCUCGUCCGGGGCGUCAUGUUACUGAGGCGGUCCCUUAUAGAGACGAGUUAUGGCGCGAACGAUUUUUCGUUUUCAAGAUCGAUCAAGCGUCCGUGGGUAGCUUCGACUACUCCAAGCUUUCGAGAUCUUGGGCUGGAGAAAUAGCACCUCCUUCUCCUAGAAGAUCGACUCCGUCGGGCCCUUGGUUUGUCCAUGAGGGUGUAGGUACGUUGACUGCUUCAGGAGACGACCUCCUAUAUUUAGCUUGUGCUGUUAGACCAGAGGGUGUUGCUCCUCCGUUACUUUCUUCUCCCGCGGAGAGGACAGCUUAUACCAAGAUGGUGGCUGCGAGCUUUUCGGCUAUAGAGGCUUGCAACGAGUUGGUUGCGGCUACUGAGCAUCGCGUUGGGGACUCUUGUAGGGACGCAGAGAUCGAGAGCAUUGGUCUGGACAUCAAGAGACUUUCGGCGGAGCUUGAGACAGCCAAGCUUGAGGGAGCAAAGGAUGCUAGAAAGAUCGCGGGGUUGGUUAAGGAUUGGGAAAGAGCUCGUAGGGAGAGUGCGACUCUUGCGGCUGAGGUUAAUGCGCAAAGGGCUAGGAUCGUGGAUCUCGAGCUGGAGAGGGAUCGCGAUAUUAGACGAGCUUCUCCGGCUGCUCGUUGCGACGUUGUACAGAGGUACUCCGAGAUCCUAUCGCGUCUGAAAGUCAAAUGGGUGAGCAAGGAGAAGGAGACGUUCGCCAGGAUUCAUCUUCAGGAGGUGGUGGCCAACAUAGACCUGCUGAACGAGCUUGGUGAGGGCGACCUAGAUAUGGAGAAGGAGCUCACUCGUCUAAAGGAAAUGGAGAAAUAUUGCGAAAGUCUCGUCGCUUUAGCCGCUACGUCGGAUUGGUCUCCUUCAGGGCUUGAUCUUCCCCAGGUAUUCGAGGAUUCGGUGGAUCAAGACGAAGGAUCUUCUGCUGAUCGAGCUGAUUCUUAG